ACUUCUGUACAUCAAGUCAGAGGGGUGCACAGCCGGAGCCUGCGAGACAACCUCUCUGCAAUCCCAUCACCUGAGAGAGACCCUGGCAGUCAUGGACAGCCUCCUGAUGAAAAGGAAACUAUUCCUCUACAACUUCAAGAACUUGCGCUGGGCCAAGGGCCGGCGUGAAACCUACCUCUGCUAUGUUGUAAAGCGCCGUGACAGUGCUACAUCAUGCUCCCUGGACUUUGGAUACCUGCGCAAUAAGAUGGGCUGUCACGUGGAGGUGCUCUUCCUGCGCUACAUCUCAGCCUGGGACCUGGACCCAGGCCGCUGCUACCGGAUCACCUGGUUCACCUCCUGGAGCCCCUGCUAUGACUGCGCCCGGCACGUGGCCGACUUCCUGCGCGCCUACCCCAACCUGACCCUCCGCAUCUUCACGGCCCGCCUGUACUUCUGCGAGGACCGCAAGGCAGAGCCCGAGGGGCUGAGGCGCCUGCACAGGGCCGGGGCCCAAAUUGCCAUCAUGACUUUCAAAGAUUACUUCUACUGCUGGAACACAUUUGUGGAGAACAGGGAAAAGACAUUCAAAGCCUGGGAAGGGCUGCAUGAAAACUCUGUCCAUCUGUCCAGGAAACUUCGACGAAUCCUCCUGCCGCUGUACGAAGUAGAUGAUUUGCGAGACGCCUUUAAAACUCUGGGACUUUGAAGUGAAAGUCAUCAUCAAUCAGAAGACUUUACAAACACUUGAUCUUUGAUUUCCAACUCUCUCCUUACAACAGAUCUUUCUCUUCUUGCCUCUUUACAUCUUUCUUCCUUCCAGCCCUGUGACUAGAGAUAAGACUAUACUUACUUUUUCAUUUCCAAGGAGAAUUAGGCUGAUCUUCUAAAGACACAUUCCCCAGACUCACACCUCAUCCAUUGCUAGCUGGGAAUAGCCAGGACUGCAGUGACACUGCCAGAGAGCGAUUUGCCCUCCCUCAGUCCCUGCAGAGCUAAUUCAGGUGGUCCACUAAAUGGAGUUCUGGGUUUAGCCUUGCCCAGGUGGGAGCAGGCGGCCCGCAAAGCCGUUUGUGCGAGUGUGUUCUCACUGGCACUGCACGCACCGCACUGGAUUCGUGAGGGCGUCGGGGAGCGUAUCUCCUGGCUCCUCGAGCUGCACUACACUGAGCUGCUCUGUGUCCUCCCCUGUGAAACGGUUUCUUUGUCCUUCUGGAUGUGGGUAGGAAGUUGAAAACCAUCACUAUUUAAGGGGUAUAGCCUAUGUCCUAACAGCAAAAUUGGCUGGUUAUUGGAAAGCUCAACUGAGAGUAUUGAAGUGAGUCCUGGACAGCCCAGGUAGCUCAGCUUGCAAACUUCCCUUGAAGCCAGCAGGUUUUCUAGGUGGGUUGUGUGCAGGCCCGGGCCCUGUAGUGCCUCCUGCCCAGAAAGGAAGAAGCUUCAGUAGCUGUGGGUCCAGGUUUCGUGACCUAGGAGAGGUUGAAACUAGACAAUAAAAGGCUAAAAUGAAAGCAGAAGAUUUGAUGGCCAAAAUUUUCAAGUGUGAGCUGCAAUUUUGGGUGUCUAGCAAGAUAUUUCCAAUGCAGAAAUAGGAAGUCCACUCAACCUCUAUUAAUUCUGAUGAGAGCUGUGGCAGCUCAGGGUCAGUACUGAUCAGUGCGUGGACAUCCCACCCAGCCAGGAAAGGAACCACCAAGGCACCUCACCUCUGCAAUGUCUUUCCAGCGUACAUCUACUGGAAAACACACUUCAUUUCCACAUUGCAUUGUCCCUCAGAUUCAAUUUCUCAUUCGUGUAGGCUGAGGCUGUGGCGUUUUAGAUGGUGUGUUGACAUCCAGAUCAGUUACCAUGUGUUUCUUCACACACCUCAGGGAGGAGCACCACAGCUCUCACUUCUGGAGUACUUUUCAUCCACUGAGCAUUUCCUCUUAGAUCAGACCUGCAACAAACUCCCUCCCUAGCCAGGUGUCCUCUGCUGGAGGCACCUUACCAAUACCACAGUGUUCUGUUUUUUCAGGCAUUUUAUUGCCCAUAAUAUGGCCAAAUAUGACUAGUUGGUGACUGGACUGAGAGCUGACCAGAAAAAACAGCUGGCAUGAGCAAAGCUUUACAGCCUGUAGAUAGGUAUCUUCCAUAGGGGGCAAAAUCAAAGCAUCCUUCUGCCUGGCAGUCACUGUGUUUCCACUAGAGGACACCAUCAGCACCUCGUCUUGGGGACACAGUCUUUACCAAGCUGAAGAUGCAGGUUCCUAGUACAUGCCUACUCACCACUGCCUUCCCACUACCUAAAUUACAGAUGGAUCGUCCUCUGCAGUCUAACCUCCUGAGGCUUUGCCAAGGCUAAGUGUUUCUGUCCCACAUUCUGAGGGUGCUCUGUCAUUUCCUUCAUGAUGGCUGUGAAUUCUCUGCUCCAUCCUGUUCCGCUUUCUGGACAGGCUGGAGGCUCCUGUGUUGCUCCUCAGAACACCUCCUCCGGUGGUAAGCCAGCCGCCGGAGGACAGCAGAGAGACCUGCUCCCACAGUGCCUCCUCCUGCUAGGAGAGGUCACAACUGAGUGCGUCACAAGCUUCCUACAGCUUCAGGCUCCUGAGACACUCUCAGCUCGAGGAAUUUCAACCAGGAACAGCAAUGAGAGUUCUUUGCAAAGCAUUAAUUUGCAAGCAUGGCGUUGUAUAUUUGUUUGAUAUGGUGGAUAUUAUUUAUAUAAAUAAAGGUCUUACAAAUGA
Falco peregrinus (peregrine falcon) is the source of this 2705-nucleotide messenger RNA. It is a transcript of the gene AICDA, whose product is annotated as activation induced cytidine deaminase. The transcript has 5 exons. The record is from RefSeq and is a predicted model, not a curated record. Gene Ontology annotation, cellular component: nucleus; P-body; cytoplasm. Gene Ontology annotation, molecular function: cytidine deaminase activity; RNA binding; zinc ion binding. Lineage: Eukaryota; Metazoa; Chordata; Aves; Falconiformes; Falconidae. The coding region runs from base 92 to 688 and encodes 198 amino acids. Gene Ontology annotation, biological process: DNA cytosine deamination; negative regulation of single stranded viral RNA replication via double stranded DNA intermediate; cytidine to uridine editing.